Messenger RNA from Cyphellophora europaea CBS 101466, 1800 nucleotides. Its product is annotated as proline-tRNA ligase. The transcript has a single exon. Gene Ontology annotation, molecular function: proline-tRNA ligase activity; ATP binding. The coding region runs from base 1 to 1800 and encodes 599 amino acids. Gene Ontology annotation, biological process: prolyl-tRNA aminoacylation. Gene Ontology annotation, cellular component: cytoplasm; aminoacyl-tRNA synthetase multienzyme complex. The record is from RefSeq and is a predicted model, not a curated record. NCBI's taxonomy places the organism in Eukaryota, Fungi, Ascomycota, Eurotiomycetes, Chaetothyriales, Cyphellophoraceae.
AUGUCUCACUCUCGCAAGACUUCUACAAACCAAUUGCCAGUGCGCGAGCCAGCACCGCCCAUGGAGGGAGAACCUGCCUCAGCUACAGCCCCUCCGGCCGGAGACGAGAACCAGUCGAAGAAGAAGGAGGGAAAGAAGGAGAAGAAGGAGAAGGGCGACAAGGCCCUCGGCAAGCCCGAAGCCAAAGCUCCUACUGCUAAGUCCGGCGGAGGAAAGAAGAAGAAGAUGGAUGGCGCAGCAUUGAUUGGCAUUGAUGUGUCAAAAGAGACCGACUUCUCAGAAUGGUACCAGCAGGUCCUGCUCAAGGGAAACAUGCUGGACUACUACGACAUUUCGGGAUGCUACAUUCUCAAGCCUGCCUCGCAAUUCAUCUGGGAUGAGGUCCGCACAUACUUUGAUGCCAAAAUCAAGAAGAUGGGGGUGAAGAACUGCUCAUUCCCUCUCUUCGUUUCUGAGGAUGUGCUCAAUCGCGAAAAGGCCCACAUUGAAGGCUUCGCUGCCGAGGUAGCCUGGGUCACUCAUGGCGGAAGCACCAAGCUGGAGAAGAAGAUCGCCAUUCGUCCCACCUCCGAGACCGUCAUGUACCCCUACUACGCCAAAUGGAUCCAAAGCUAUCGAGAUCUCCCUCUCAAGCUGAAUCAGUGGAAUUCGGUGGUAAGAUGGGAGUUCAAGCAUCCCCAGCCCUUCCUGCGUACAAGAGAAUUCCACUGGCAGGAGGGCCAUACUGCUUUCCUCACUGAGGAGGAAGCGGGCAAGGAAGUUCUUGAGAUCCUGGACCACUACGCUCAUAUCUACGAGGAUCUGCUGGCCGUUCCUGUCAUAAAAGGGCGCAAGACCGACAAAGAGCGGUUUGCUGGUGGUUACUACACCACAACGGUUGAGGGCUACAUCCCAGCCACAGGUCGCGGUAUUCAGGGUGGAACAUCUCAUUGCCUAGGUCAGAAUUUCAGCAAGAUGUUCGGUAUUACAGUCCAGGAUCCCAGCGCGAAGACCGACGAGGAAAAGAAGGAUGCAAAAAAGUUGCACGUGUGGCAGAAUUCUUGGGGCCUGUCCACCCGUGUCAUUGGUGUCAUGGUCAUGAUUCACGGCGACGACCGGGGCCUUGUGCUUCCUCCCCGUGUUGUUGAGAACCAAGUUGUGAUUGUCCCUGUGGGCGUCACAGCCAAGACAACUGACGAGGAGCGAACGACACUAUACAAGGAAAUCGAAGGCCUUGUCGAAGUCCUCCGAGCGGCCGAUGUUCGCGUCAUAUCUGAUCUGCGGGAGGGCUAUUCUCCAGGUUACAAGUUCAACGACUGGGAGUUGCAAGGUGUCCCUCUCAGACUCGAGUUCGGACCUGGUGAAAGCAAGGGUCACUUUGUGUCGACAUCGCGGCGCGAUCUCCCCAAAGGCGAGUCCAAGGGCCAGAUUGCCAUCUCGGAGCUCAACACAGAAGUCCCCAAGCUGCUGGAGCAGAUUCAAAAGGAUCUGUAUGACCGUGCCAACGAGAAGUACAAGUCCCACAUCAAGCAGAUCACGAAUUGGGACGACUUCGUUCCGGCCCUGAAUGACAAGAAUGUGUGCCUGAUUCCCCACUGCCUGACCGAGGAGUGCGAGGACCAGGUCAAGGAAUUGAGUGCACGGAAGGCUGAGGAACAAUCCGGGGUGCCCCAGGACGAGCGUGCCCCAUCGAUGGGUGCCAAGUCUCUUUGUAUUCCAUUCGAUCAGCCAGCGGGCAUUGAGAAAGGUGUCACAGCGUGCACGAAUCCCAAGUGCAGCAACAAGGCCGAGGCAUGGUGCAUGUUCGGGCGAUCCUAUUAG